AUGGGUAUGUGAGGGUUGUUGUGCUGCGUGACCCCGAGCAGUCCGACUCCUACUUAAAUUCGGGCUGCUCGCAAUGGAGAGCCCGAAUAAUUUGAAGUGUCUAUAACUGUUAUGGGUGAAGACACGCGCGCUUGUAAAAGAGUCUGGCAGCUAAAGCAGAGGUGGGCAGGAUGGAGGAGCAGACCACUGCCAGCCCCGUGGCUGCGAUCUCUCCAGUGCAGCAGAUGCUGGCCUCUGGCACUGGAGCCCUCCUCACAUCUCUAUUUGUCACGCCGCUGGACGUUGUGAAGAUAAGGCUGCAGGCUCAGCAGACACCCUUCAGUCAAGCUUUAGCCCGUGAACUCUCUCCCAGACGUGGUGUCAGCCGCUCUUCCAGAUGGAAGUGCUUUUUGUAUUGCAAUGGACUGAUGGAUCACAUCUACGUCUGUCGCAAUGGAUCCAGCUGUACCAGCUGGUACAAAACACCAACACAUUUUAGUGGGACUCUUCUCUGUACUGGUUUAACUACGAGCUGGUGAAGUCCAAGCUGUGCGAGCGGUACCAGACGCCUCAGGCCAACUUCUCCAUCAGUUUUACAGCAGGAGCCGUCUCUGGAGCUGUCGCUGCCGUCCUGACGCUGCCGUUUGAUGUGGCAAAAACUCGGAGGCAGAUUCAGCUCGGGGAGAUGGAUAAUCUGGGAGUUUACGCAAAGAGAACCACGUCCACUUGGCACAUACUGAAGAAAAUCUGGGCUGAAGUGGGCUACAAAGGCCUUUUUGCAGGUUUCAUGCCCAGGGUGAUCAAAGUAGCCCCGGCUUGUGCCGUCAUGAUCAGCAGCUACGAGUUUGGGAAGACCUUCUUUCAACAGAUGAACCUCGAUCGGCAGCAGCUCACAACCUGACGGUGCAGUUCGGAUCGAGUCUCAUCAGACAAAAAGCUCGACAAACUGUGCAGCCUGGAUUUGUUUUUGUUUUGUUUCCCAACACAAAAGAUGCAACUUCCUGCUUCUAGUGCAGCCUUUUUGUGCACUUCUUCUAUAGUCAAAGAAAGUAAGUUAGCUUUAUCUGAGAGAUAUGAAGCACAGCAUCUUUAACGACGACCCCAAGACCACUUAAUCCAACUGCAUGACAAAGCUAAAACCUUAAGACUUCAUCUGCACUGUAACCAGAGUCGAAGGGAAGUUCACUUUUUGCUUGAUAAAAUGGACAGUGCACCCAGCCCUUCACAGUACAGAGUCUAGAUAAGCUGCUCCACCUCCCAUUGCUCCUCUGCAUAAACUGCUGUUCUUUAACAAUAAAGCAUGGCAGAUCUCAGCCGUUAUCAGGUGUGUAGAUGAGAACAGAUCUGAUUUGUAUGCUGGAUAAAUGUAACUAUAUGCAACACAAGAGCUGUGAAACUGAAAAGCAUCCAGCACAAAGGACUCAAAUGUUUCUGUACAUGUCUGUUUUUGUUGAUAGUUCAAGAAACGCCACGCUUUACGACAUGCAGCAUUUUAGUCGAUGAGAGUCACUUCACAAUAGCAAAGCUGAAGCCUUACUGGACUUUCAGCAUGUCGUAAAGCAUUCAGCAUGUGGUGCUGUACUGAAAACAGUGGAAAAAUAAGAAUUUGUCAAGAACUCCCAGGAGGUGAGAGGUGAAGAAGUGCUUUAAAAUGUAAAAUUAAAAACAAAACAAACAAAAAA
Austrofundulus limnaeus is the source of this 1661-nucleotide messenger RNA. It is a transcript of the gene slc25a39, whose product is annotated as solute carrier family 25 member 39. The record is from RefSeq and is a predicted model, not a curated record. Gene Ontology annotation, cellular component: mitochondrion. Gene Ontology annotation, biological process: mitochondrial transmembrane transport. Lineage: Eukaryota; Metazoa; Chordata; Actinopteri; Cyprinodontiformes; Rivulidae.